Cataglyphis hispanica is the source of this 2817-nucleotide messenger RNA. Its product is annotated as aminopeptidase N-like. Gene Ontology annotation, cellular component: cytoplasm. The record is from RefSeq and is a predicted model, not a curated record. Lineage: Eukaryota; Metazoa; Arthropoda; Insecta; Hymenoptera; Formicidae. Gene Ontology annotation, molecular function: metalloaminopeptidase activity; zinc ion binding; peptide binding. The coding region runs from base 1 to 2706 and encodes 901 amino acids. The transcript has 12 exons. Gene Ontology annotation, biological process: peptide catabolic process; proteolysis.
AUGCAAGAAGAUUGCUUUGCGUCAGUCUUGCUGAACGAAUUGCAUGCAGGCCGGAGUGUUCCUCUUCAAGAUAAUGAAGUGAAUAAUACAGAAGUGGGAGAAAAUAUAUAUCGACUACCAAAAGAAGUCGUACCGAUUCAUUACGAUAUAAGAUUAAUACCUCAUAUUGUGGAAGGUAACUUCACCUUCAAUGGUGAAGUGGACAUUGAUAUUGAGGUGGUCAAACCGACAAACAAGAUCGCAUUGCACACCGAACAAUUAAUGAUAGAUGAAUUGCUGACGAGAUUAACUCGCAAAGGAAAUGACGAUGUAAAUGCUGCACAGAAUUACAUUCCAAAAGAGCAUGAAUAUAACAAUGACACUCAAAUUUUGACUAUACGAUUCGAGGAACGAUUAGAUCCUGGAACUUACAAGUUAUAUCUGAAAUUCGAGGGUGUGAUUAUGUACAUACAUGGGUUCUACAGAAGCUUCUAUACUGAUAACGAAGGUCGCAAAGUGUGGUUGGCAGCAACGCAUUUCCAACCAAUCUCCGCGCGACAGGCAUUUCCGUGCUGGGAUGAGCCCGCCAUAAAAGCGACCUUCAAAUUUUCCAUAAAGCACUAUCCUAAUUACACGGCGUUAUCGAACAUGCCGUCCGCACUGUCGGAGGUCGAUCCGGUCGACGGAAAAUUGUGGACGUACUUCGAAACGACGCCCAUCAUGUCCACCAAUCUGCUGGGAUUCGUGAUCGCCGAUUACGAUUAUGUCUCCAAUCUGGACGGUACCAUGAAAAUAUGGGGCCCGAGACAUCUUCUUCGUCACGCCGCGUAUCCUCUCGAUAUCGCCGAGAAGGCAACGCGCGAGCUCGAGAAGUUCACCAACAGCACUGUUGGUGUGCCGAAAAUGGAUCAUGUUGCCGUUCCCCAUUAUUCGAGCCGUGCCACUGAAAAUUGGGGCAUGAUUGCCUAUGCGCAACAUGUACUUCUUGAAGACGAGACCUUACUCUCGAAAUCUAUGAACACCAUGACAAUCACUCACGAGUUGGCGCAUCAAUGGUUUGGAAAUUUAGUCAGCCCGGCUUGGUGGAAUUACCUUUGGUUGAGCGAGGGCACAUCGACUUAUCUAAAGUACUACAUAACAGACAAGUUUAUCAAAGAAUGGAGAUUGAUGGACUUAUUUGUAGUGCAAGAGGAACAAUUAAUGUUGCUUGGGGAUUCUUUUCAUUCUAAGCCGAUCAACAUAAACAUUACUAAUAAUUUCAAUAUCUAUUACGCUUACUCUGCCAACACAUAUGUAAAAUCUGCUAUUUUAUUGCGAAUGAUAUCACAUGUCUUGACGGAAGACGUGUUUCGAAAAGGUUUGAUAAAAUAUCUUCAAGCGCAUGAAUAUAGCAUUGCUACGCCAGAUGAUUUAUGGAAAGCAUUACAAGAUGCUCUCGAUGAGUCAAACGUACCGCACGAUGAUUUUAAGGUAAAAGAAGUAAUGGAUACUUGGUUCAAUCAGGCAGCAUAUCCUGUCGUGACAAUACAUCGAGAUUAUAAUACAAGUGAGAUUAAGGCGACACAACAUAUGAGAGUUAAAUUCUCACAAUCUGAUGACAUUGAAAGAACUGACAAUGAAAGAAAUGACGCGUGGUGGAUUCCGUUAAACUAUUUGACACAAAGUAACUUAAAUUCUUUAUCAACGCUGGCCACUCAUUGGUUAAAACCUCAGGACGAGAGUGUAACGAUCGAAGGAGUGGAUGUUGAUGACUGGAUUAUUGUAAAUAAGCAAUUAACAGGUUAUUAUCGCGUGAAUUAUGAUGUAAUCAAUUGGAAACGAAUUGCCGCUUUCCUUAAUUCCGACGAUUACGACAAAAUUCCAAUUCUGAAUCGUGCACAAAUCAUCGAUGAUGCUUAUGAUAUGCUGAUGACCGAACAGCUUGAUUCUGUUACUUUUCUCGAGAUUAUAAAGUAUUUGUCACGCGAAAGCGAUCCCGCCCCAUGGUAUCCAGUAUUCCGAAUCAUUAAUCAAUUGUUACUCGAUUACUUGUGGAUGCCCCAAGGAGCCGCGAUUUUUAAACCAUAUUUCUUCAACUUGACGCAUAAAUUAUGUGAAAGAAUGGGUUUCAAUGAUCAUCCUAAUGACGAUUUGAUGACUACAAAAAUUAGAUUAGACUUCAAUAAAAUUGCUUGUUUAUAUAACACACAUCCGAAAUGCCGAGAGGAAGCUACAGCUAAAUUACUUGCAUAUGUGGAAGAUCCAAUUACAAACAAAAUUUCAUCUGGUCAAGAAUUUAUCUGCUUUGGCUUGAUACAAGCAAAUGAAUCUAUCUGGAAUCAGUUUCUGCAGAGAGGAAACGAAACAUCAACGAGUCAUUACAAGUUCCUUGGUUGUUCAGAAAAUUUCGACAUCAUAGAAAAGCAUUUAAACUUUACAAAGGAAACAAAUAAAUAUUAUUAUCUCUUUAAAAAUAUGCUUGAGAAUUUGCCAAAUGUAAAUACGGCAAUUGAUUUCUUCAUAAAACAUUUCGACCAGAUUGUCGCAGACCAAUAUGAUCGACAUAGCCUGAACGACAUUAUUAUGAUGAGUAUUGAAGAAGAUCACAUUGAAAAGAUAAAAGCUUUUGCCGAACAACGUGGACUCGACAUAAGCGAUUAUUUAGACAAUAGGCUAAAAAAAUUAACCAAAAUGAACGAUGACUUGGCGAAAGUUCGCAGUGUUCUCGAAAAUAAUCAAUUCUUAUAAUGUUACAAUAAAUAAUGACAUAUCAGGAAUAAAUAAAAUUUAUGUUUAAUAAAUGAAUGUGCCAAUAUGAAAAUAUUAUAAACAAUAAUAAAGUGUGUUAGUGUAUAAUAA